AUGUUACGGCAGGAUGUCGUGCAAUGUGCAUUUGCACCCAACACUCCUCCCCCUCCUCCACCUCCUCCUCCUCCUGCUCCUGCUCCUCCUGCUCCUGCAAGUCCAACUGCUGCAGCUCCCGGCUCUCCCAUUCCAACCGCUCCUGCUUCUCACGAUCACGGAGGCGAGCCGCCCGGAGACUUGUGUCGUGGCGGUGGGGAGGAGUAG
Messenger RNA from Closterium sp. Yama58-4, 207 nucleotides. The record is from the annotation of a GenBank genome assembly. NCBI's taxonomy places the organism in Eukaryota, Viridiplantae, Streptophyta, Zygnematophyceae, Desmidiales, Closteriaceae.